Molecule: messenger RNA, 4861 nt
Organism: Ictalurus punctatus (channel catfish)
Lineage: Eukaryota; Metazoa; Chordata; Actinopteri; Siluriformes; Ictaluridae
Gene: grhl2a
Product: grainyhead-like transcription factor 2a
Exons: 16
Coding region: 189-1979 (596 amino acids)
Biological process (GO): neural tube development; regulation of transcription by RNA polymerase II; brain development
Cellular component (GO): nucleus
Molecular function (GO): DNA-binding transcription activator activity, RNA polymerase II-specific; RNA polymerase II cis-regulatory region sequence-specific DNA binding
Source: RefSeq, a predicted model, not a curated record
UGCUUUCCCGCCCACAUACUGUCAAUUAGCUUUGUUUAUAUAAGUAGAACGAGGUUAAUGUUAAUGUCAGACGGAUGUUAGGAGUCAGGAAACGUUUAACGUUUGCGCUGUCGGUCUCCUGAAGGCUUUUUACUGACUGAAAGUUUACCGCUUCCUGGACAGAAACAGUGGAUUAAGCCGUUAUUACUAUGGCUCAGGAGGAAAGUAAGCGGCUGGUAGUAGUGGUUCCCAACGAGACAUCCUUCCUGUCCCGCCGUGUGUUUACAAAUGAGGAUGAAGCCUGGAGGGCCUACCUGGAGAACCCUCUCACUGCAGCCACCAAGGCCAUGAUGAGCAUCAACGGAGACGAGGACAGUGUGGCGGCUCUCGGACUCCUGUAUGAAUACUACAAGGUUCCAAAAGAGAAAAGGCUCCUGUCUGUAGCUAAAUUACCAGAGGAAGAAAAAAGAAUAUGCCAUGGUGGUGUGGAAUCCAUGAAUGAGCGUGUUCAGGGCACCAGAUCUCCCCCAGUCAAUCUCUCAGUCCACACAGACUCUCGUAGCACAGAGGUGAAGCGAGACUCAUACAGCGCAUUACUAGCAGAGGGGGGAGUGGUGGCAACCAUAAAGUCAGAGUCAGUGUAUUCUAACCAGCAGCAAGAGAGGCAGCCAUACCACCAUGUGCCUUACCAGCAGUCCACUCAGGAGGCACAUAGGAGUUAUAGUAAGGAAGAGCAGAGGAGCAUGCCAGAUAGCACCUUUGAAGACUCUUACAAUAGCGAGACUGUGCAGAAAUUCAGAGUGCCCACCACUCUAGGGGCCCAAGACGCUCUCUUUCAGCAGCCUGGAAUGAACACGCUCCAGUAUAACAUAGAAGCGAGCCGCUCAGUUCGGCAGAAACCUGGCGAGGGUCCAAUGAUCUAUCUGAACAGAGGUCAGUUCUACGGCGUCACGCUGUGUGAGGCGGGCAUCAGUAAAGGCUUGCGCCAUCCUAUCAGCAAAGUGAGGAGUGUGGUGAUGGUGGUGUUUGGAGAGGACAAAUGUCGCGAUGAGCAGUUGAAGCACUGGAACUACUGGCACACCCGACAGCAUACUGCCAAGCAGAGAGUCCUGGACAUUGCUGAUUACAAAGAGAGCUUUAACACUAUUGGGAACCUGGAGGAAAUUGCCUACAAUGCUGUCUCUUUCACUUGGGACAUUAAUGAGGAGGCUAAGGUGUUUAUCACAGUGAACUGUUUGAGCACAGAUUUCUCCUCACAGAAAGGCGUGAAAGGGCUUCCGCUUAUGAUUCAGAUUGAUACGUACAGCUACAACAACAGGAGCAACAAACCAAUUCACAGAGCUUACUGUCAAAUCAAGGUCUUCUGUGACAAGGGAGCUGAGAGGAAGAUUCGUGAUGAGGAGAGAAAGCAGAUGCGGAAAAAGACAAAGGGUCAUGUGGCUGGAGGGCAAGGUCACAAUGAUCUGGCAGGUAAAAGAGUAGGUCCUGGAGCAUUAAUGCAGAAGAGGUCAGACAUCACAUUUUUCAAAUCCAUAACAGACCUGGAAUCUCAGCCAGUGCUAUUCAUCCCUGAUGUCCAUUUUAGUAACUUGCAGAGAGCUGCACAGAUGUUUGGAUGUAGUUCUGAAGAAAUGGAGAGUGAUUGUGUGGUGAUGAAGAGGGUGGUCAAACAGUCUGAGGAUGAUCCCUGCCUUCCACCAACCAAACAGAGCAAAAGUGAUGCACCAAGGAGAGUUCUACUGUAUGUAAGGAAAGAGUCUGAUGAGGUCUUUGAUGCAUUAAUGCUCAAGUCACCAACAGUGAAGAGCUUGAUUGAGGCUAUAUCGGGCAAAUACUCCCUUCCUCUUGAGAAGAUGAGUAAAAUCUACAAGAAGAAUAAGAAAGGGAUUCUGGUCAACAUGGAUGACAACAUCAUUGAGCACUACUCCAAUGAAGAUGCAUUUGUACUAAACAUUGAGCCUCAGGCAGAGUGCUUUCAGGUUACACUCACAGAAAUCUAAUGGCUGCAUUAAGACUAGUAGGUGGACUUAUAAUGGCCUUCUCGUCAACCAGUUAGAGAAGAACAAAUCAAAUAUGGAUAAAGCAGGAUAAAACAGAGUACCUAACUAGAGAAUACUGUAGAUUCCCUACAAAUGGGUGGCAGACUGUGACAAACACCUAUAUACUUUCUUCUUUUUUUUUUUCUCCGUGUUUAAGCUCGCACGAAAACAUAGAAUUAUCCCUGCGGUUCAUGCGUAGUAUUGUGUGUUCUGGAAAUAACUAGCCCAACAGGUUCUUUUAAGUAGCUUUCAGUAUUCUGCUUUUUAAUCCACCCUCAUGAAAUGAGGAGAAUAGGAAACAUCAUCACACCGUUGUACAUUCUUAAAGGUUUGCUUACUAGGAACUCUGAUGUCAUACAUUUUAACCUCUCUAAACGGUGUCCCAUUGUCUCUUCUUUAAUAUAUGUUAGGGUAUAUAGUCAUGUGAAAAAAAUAAGUACACGCCAUGGAAUUUUUUGCAUUUUAUUUGGAUGAGCAAACAUUUGAUCCUCUUAGAAACAGUGCCUAUUAAUGAAGGUGAUACACCUAUCAAAUGACAUACAGUUGGCAUUUAAUAGUAAUUUUCACUAUUUAAAUCAACAAAAACAGUCGCAUGGAAAAAAGUAAGUACAACUAUACAGUUAUCACACCUGUAAAUCCACACAGUUAGAAUCAGGUGUUGAAGAUUGGGUGCCAGUGAUUAGAAGCUGCUUAGGCAGCGCAGGUGGUGCCUGUCUUAUUUAUACCACUCUCAUAUCUAGAGUCUGGUGUUCCCUUUGUUAUUGAGAUGUGUGGUGUCAUCAUUCCAAGAUCUAAAGAGAUCUAUAAAUCCUUCAGAAAAAAGGUUGUGGAUGCUUAUGAGUCUGGUAAGGCAUUUAAAAAGAGCUCCAAAUUAUUUGAAAUACAUUAUUCCACUGUAAGGAAAAUCAUCUAUAAAUGGUGUAGAUUUCAAAUGACGGCCAAUGUGUCGAGGACUGGCUGUCCCAACAAAUUCAGCCCAAAAGCAGUCCGUCUGAUGCUAAAAGAAGUCUCCAAGAACCCCAAAAUUUCCUCACAGGAUCUGCUAGUAAGUCUACCACCUGUUGGUGUCUACAAUCAGAAACAGAUUGCACAAAUUGGACCUGCAUGUGAGGCAUGCCAGGACAAAGCCUUAGCUGUCUAAAAAGAACAUUAGAGCAAGACUACAGUUUGCCAAUGAGCAUAUAGGCAAAGACCAGCCCUUUUGGAAUAAUGUGCUCUGGACAGACGAAUCAAAGAUAGUAGUUUGGCCACAGUAACAGCAGACAUGUUUGGUGCAGACCAAAGACAGCUUUUCAGGAGAAGCACUUCAUACCAACUGUGAUGCACGGUGGUGGAAAUGUUAGGGUUUGGGGUUAAUUUGCUGCCUCAGGGACUGGACAGCUUGCAUUCAUUGAUUCAACUAUGAAUCCUGCAUCAUAUCAAAGAGUGCUUGAAGAUCAUGUGAGGCCAUCUGUCUGAAAGAUGAAGUUGAAUCGAAAGUGGACCUUUUAACAGGAUAAUGAUCCUAAACAAACUAACAAAUCCACCAAGGAAUGACUCAGAAAGAAGAAAUGGAAGGUCCAUUUGACAAAUGGACAAAUGUCAAAAAAGCCACCAAUUUCCAUGGGGUGUAUAUAUUUUUUCACAUGACUGUAUGUGUAGUUUUAGUGAAUGUCUUUGCAACAUGUAUAUAUUUAAUGUCUUCAGGUUGUGUGUAUAUUUCUUUGUUAAUUAAUGUAAUAAACAGUAUAUUUUUUUUUCUGCCUUGUUUAAGUGGAGAACUUGUAUGAAUUGGUGUAUACAAAACUGAGAACAUGUAUGUCAUCAUCAUAAAGGAGAAGAAAAUAUAUAACAUUUCAAAUCGUAAGAGAAGCAAACAAGUCAUGGGUAGUUUAAGCACAGGCCAGAAUCUGAAAUGAAAAAAGGAUAAUCAAUUUAAAGAGAGGCAACAGUGUAUUUCAGCCAAAUUGUAUUUUGAAAUGGACUUGAACGCUUGCAUAUUGACAGUUAGUUACAUAGAUUGGUGUUACUCCACAUAACUAUCAGACUCUGGGAGAAGUUGUGGCACAGAGUUUGAAGGCAGAAUUGUACAUUUCAGUAAUUCAGAUGACCAUUUCAGUAAUUCAGAUGACUGUUUUCAGUUUGUUUUGAAUAUUUAAUUAAAACACCUUCCUCACUACACAUUUUAAGCCUAUUACCUUUCUGGAAUUAAGGCUUUCCCAUGACCAUGAAUAUAAGUGUUUACAGUUAUAUAACUGUGUAUGUGUGUGUAUGUGUAUAUAUAUAUAUAUAUAUAUAUAUAUAUAUAUAUAUAUAUAUAUAUAUAUAUAUAUAUAUAUAUAUAUAAAAAAUUAGGCUAUCCCAUUAUACCGCUAUUUAACAUAUCCAAAAUGUUCAGGUGUGUUGAGGUCUGGUGACUGUGAAGGGCAUAGCGUAUGAUUUACGUUACUUUUAUACUCAUUAAGCUGUUCAGUGAGCCCUUGUAGCCUGAGGAUGGGGAAAUGUUUUGAAGCUGAUCAGUCAGAAUGGCUAUGUAUCGAUUUGUAGUGGACUUUUCCUCUAAGAGAAUGAGUGGACACAAACCACACCAUUAAAAUCCAUCCACAACACAGCAGAGCCACCAGAAUUUCCUUUAACUGUCACUCACCUGUAGAAGUAUUCUUUUACCUUGUGGUUACUUCUGUUUGUAUUAAUGUCAAACAGCAGCACUGUGUGGUGUAAAUAGGGAAUAGACUCUGGCUGUGUCCAAAAUCUGCCCCUUGUUAUAUGUGUACUGUACAUUCUAAAUUUGGUGUUUUUGUUGUUGUUUUUUGUUAAUAAAUAUUUUUGUUUUGUUAAAAUAAAGUCCAUUUUCUUCUUCUUAA